AAUGUCUACCCCUCGCCUACGGCCCAAUUUAUAAAUCUUGCCUCCACCAUGGAAAUACUCCAACUUAUCUUUUUGCAUUUUCCUUGUUUUUUUCCAAGCUGCAGGUUUGCUCUCUUGGCCUAGAAAAUCCGAGAUUCCGAUGGCACUAAAUCCAUUGCUUCCCCUCAUUUCAAUUCGUCUGUUGAUCUUCCUAGUGGCGUUGGCUCAGCCCAUUCAGACAAAAUAUAUUCCUAUUGGCUCAUCUCUUACCGCUAAUUCCAAAAAUUCUAAAUGGGUUUCAUCUAAUGGAGAUUUUGCAUUUGGAUUUUAUCCCGUUACUCCCUCUGUCUACCUAGUAGGCGUCUGGUUUGAUAGCAUAUCUGAUAAAACUCUAGCAUGGAUAGUCAAAACGGGCAACAGAGGGCUUACAGUUGAAGAGGGGUCUACUCUACAGCUCUCUGCCGUAGGGCUUCACCUUUUGGAUUCCACCAGGACGCGGCUGUGGGCUUCAAGUUACGCUGAAAGCGUAAAUCUAUCUGCGGCUGCAUUCCUAGACACUGGCAAUUUUGUGUUGAUUAAUUCGACAGAGAGCUACGUCUGGCAGAGCUUUGAUUUUCCUACAGACACACUCUUGCCGGGUCAAGUGUUCAAGUGGAAGUCUACCAUGUAUUCUAAAGCUUCUGCUACAAACUACUCAUCGGGCCGGUUCGAAUUGGUCUUACAAGAGGACGGUAAUUUGGUCCUUUAUCCAGUGGAGCGCGUUGGCGAGCAGCAGGGCGCUUACUGGUCUAGCAAUACCUAUCACUAUUCUGAUAAUCCCAUCAACUUGUUUUUUGAUGAGAGUGGAGACUUGUAUUUGAAAAACGACACUAGAAUUGAAAACAUCACUGAUGGCAAUAUAGAAGGCGGGCGAUAUCUGCGCAGAGUAACGCUCGAUAGUGACGGGAUUCUGAGGAUGUAUGUUUGGAAUGCAGAGGGAGAUACUUCCUGGUCAUCUGAAUGGGAAGCUGUGACAGAUCCAUGCUCGCAGGUGAAGGGUCAGUGUGGUCGCAAUGGCGUCUGUCAAGUAAGUAGCAUGAACCAGCCUCUUUGCGUUUGCCCUCCGGGAUUCCAUUUCACUGACAAAGACGACCACUUCAGGGGAUGCACAACUAACUCGCCCGCAGGGCAGAGCUGCUCUGAAAGAGCUGUGAUGUUAAAGCUUGACAACACGGAUUGGACGACAGACAUCAGCUAUGCAACAGACUUAAGUAACGACUACAUGGUGCUGGAUAAUGUUACCGAGAUCGAAUGCAAGAAGGCUUGCAUAGACGACUGUCUGUGCACGGUAGUCACCUUUGAAGGUCUAUUGUGUCACAAGAAACGUCUGCCUCUAAUUGAUGGCUAUCAAGCACCAGAAGUUAGAACUAAAACAUUCGUGAAAGUAAAGGGAGAUGCCCACUCUCCUCCCAUUUCUAAUCAAGCGCCUCUUCCUCGCCUGCCAAACGAGGGUACCAAGAAGGGCAAGGUAGAGCAGCGCCUGGUGAUCGGGAUAAGUCUCAUGGGCUGCUCCUCAGCGCUUGUGGCAGCAUCUAUACUAAUUAUUUGGUUGUGUUGGUGUGGUCGUGGAAAACUUGAAGAUGAGGAUGAGGAGGGUUUGGCAGCGUUUGCUUAUAAAGACAUAGAAUUCGCUACAGGAGGAUUCAAAGAAGUGUUGGGAAGAGGCGCCUUUGGACAGGUGUAUAAAGGCACACUUCCUGACGGCAGUGCAAUAGCCGUGAAGACCCUUGACAAACUGCUUUCCGAAUGCCUAGCGGAGAAGCAGUUUAGGACGGAGAUGAGCGUAAUAGGCAUGAGCCAUCACAAGAAUCUUGUUCAGAUUUAUGGCUUUUGCGACCAAGACUCGCACAAGCUUCUGGUCUAUGAAUACGUCACAAAUGGAUCGCUCGAUAGCACUUUAUUUGUAGACAACGGCUUUCUCAGUUGGAGGACGCGUGUUCAAAUCGCCACGGGAACAGCGCGGGGCAUCCUCUAUCUGCACGAAGAAUGCGCAGCGCAGGUUGUACACUGCGAUAUAAAGCCUCAAAACAUUUUGCUCGACGACAACUACAAUCCCAAGAUUUCAGAUUUUGGCUUGGCAAAAUUGAUGAAGGCAGAGCAGACUCGAACAUUUACAGGAGCUCGGGGCACAAAGGGCUACGUAGCGCCCGAAUGGUACAAAAACAUGGCAAUCACUGUCAAAGUGGAUGUUUACAGCUUUGGGGUGAUGUUAUUGGAAAUCAUUUGCUGCAGGGAAACCAUCAAGUUAGAAGCCCCAGAAAACGAAAUCUUUCUAUCCGAGUGGGUCUACGAGUGCUUGAAACAUAACUCACUUGACAAAUUAGUGGAGAAGCAGCGAUCAGAAGGCAUCAUAGUUGAUUCCACUCAGCUGGAAAGAAUGGUGUUGGUGGGUCUGUGGUGUAUUCAAGAAAACCCAGCGUUAAGACCAUCAAUGAAGAAGGUUGUUCAGAUGUUGGAAGGAACAGUGGAGAUUGCGUUGCCCCCUUCUCCAGAAUCUUUUAUCAGUUUACUUUGAUUGCUAGUAACUAUUUGCCCACAAAUAUAGCAGUCCUCUCUCUUCCUUCACAAAAUUAUGAUAAGUGCCUAUCUACCGUGAACCUCUGAUUUGUUAACUAGUAUUUCUUUGUGAAUCGCUGAUUUGUUUACAGUAUUUCUUUGUGAUUUUGUUGUUCCUCCUUGUGUAGGAACAUUGCGUUUGCUGUGUUAUUUUUCUAGCUCUUCUAAACUGUUAUAAUUGAAUAUUAGUUUU
Cryptomeria japonica (Japanese cedar) is the source of this 2767-nucleotide messenger RNA. Its product is annotated as G-type lectin S-receptor-like serine/threonine-protein kinase LECRK3. Bases 140 to 2533 code for a protein of 797 amino acids. The transcript has a single exon. Gene Ontology annotation, biological process: recognition of pollen; protein phosphorylation. Gene Ontology annotation, molecular function: ATP binding; protein serine/threonine kinase activity. The record is from RefSeq and is a predicted model, not a curated record. NCBI's taxonomy places the organism in Eukaryota, Viridiplantae, Streptophyta, Pinopsida, Cupressales, Cupressaceae.